Zea mays is the source of this 1864-nucleotide messenger RNA. Its product is annotated as heptahelical transmembrane protein 1. Gene Ontology annotation, molecular function: signaling receptor activity. Gene Ontology annotation, cellular component: membrane. The record is from RefSeq and is marked provisional. Gene Ontology annotation, biological process: response to hormone. NCBI's taxonomy places the organism in Eukaryota, Viridiplantae, Streptophyta, Magnoliopsida, Poales, Poaceae.
GCAGUGUCGUGGGUUGUGCUCCUGCCCUACCUGUAUUUGUCCACGUCUCCUUCGAAGCAAUGAGGCCCCCUCCUUUCCCCUCGUGUGUGUUGUCUUGGCAUGUGAGCCUUGGCCUGGCCUGGCCGCCUGGCCUGGCCCCCUGGAGCAACACAGUGGUGGUGCUGGACAUUUGUUUUCGGGGUUUCGCUUCAUGUCGGGGAGAUAAAUCCAGAGGCCAGUACGUAAAGCAGCUUAAAUACCACUUCAGCCUUGCGUUGCGUUCCUUGCCUUGCCUUGCCUGCUUGCGUGCAGUGCAGUGCAGCUCACAGCCUCACACCAUAUCGCUCUGCGGUGCUAGCUCCAGGCCUUUAUCAAGCCUUCCCUGCCCCCCUUGAUAAUUCCAGAGAGAGAGAAGGCGCGCAGCUAGGGAGGUGCAGAGAGAGGAGCGGCAAGGCGUGGGCUGUGGGCACACAUGGCGAGUGAGGAGGUCGCCACCACAGUGUGUGCCGACGCCGACCAAGAAGCAGCGGCGGCGGCGGCGGCGGCCAUGAAGGAGGAAGGAGGAAGGGGCAAGAGGCGGCGGAGGAGGCAGCCGAGGAAGGGAGAGGAGGAAGGCGGGAGGAAGAAGUACGCGCUGGUGAGCUACCACGAGCUGCCCGAGUACAUGAAGGAGAACGAGUUCAUCCUCAACUACUACCGCUCCGAGUGGCCCGUCCUCAACGCCGUGCUCAGCCUCUUCUCCUGGCACAACGAGACCAUCAACGUCUGGACGCACCUGCUCGGGUUCAUGCUCUUCUUCGGUCUCACCCUGGUGCACCUCGGCCAGUACUUCCCCCAGGUGGCUGAUCUGAUUGGGCAUCUCUCCUGGCCAAUCUCGAAGGUCGCUGAAAAUGUCUCCAGCAAUAUUGGAGAUGUCCUAUCAGGCGCGGCCAUGUUCAUCCAGACGAACCCGAGCCUGGCCUCGCAUGGCACGGCGGUGGCGUCGCAGACGACGCGGUGGCCCUUCUUCGUGUUCCUGGCGGGGGCCAUGUUCUGCCUGCUGAGCAGCAGCGCGUGCCACCUGCUGUCGUGCCACUCGCACCGGCUGAACCUGCUGCUGAUCCGCCUCGACUACACGGGCAUCGCGGUCAUGAUCGUGGUCUCCUUCUUCCCGCCCAUCUACUACAUCUUCCAGUGCGAGCCGCGCUGGCGGGCGGCGUACCUGUCGGCGAUCACGGCGGCCGGGGCGGGCACGGUGUACGCGCUCAUGUCGCCCCGCCUGAGCGCGCCGCGCUACCGCGCCCGCCGCGCGCUGCUGUUCGUCGGCAUGGGCCUGUCCGGGGUGGUCCCCGCGGCGCACGCGGCCGCCGCCAACUGGCACGAGCCGCGCCGCAACGUCACGCUGGCGUACGAGGGCGCCAUGGCCGCGUCCUACCUGGUCGGCACCGCGUUCUACCUCGCCCGGGUGCCCGAGCGCUGGCGCCCCGGCGCCUUCGACCUCGCCGGCCACAGCCACCAGAUCUUCCACGCGCUCGUCAUCGCCGGCGCGCUCGCGCACUACGGCGCCGCCAUCGUGUUCCUCAGGGCUCGCGACGAGAUGGGCUGCCCGGCCAGUUAGGUGCUCAGACAGUACGGGCGCGCCGGCCGGAUGCUUGCCCGCGACGACAUUAUAUUUGCGGGUGUCCGUCCAGUGAUCGAUACGAUAUGAUGAUUGGGAAAGAAGAAACUAAACCAUAUUUUUUUUUGUUUACACCUUUUCCUUACAGCAGCAGCAGCAAGUGUGCGAGAUUCAUCGUUAAUGACAGAGAGUUGAUUGGCGUCAGUCACAGAUUCCUUGUCAAUUUGUACAUAGACGAAGCUCAUCGAGUAAUGAUUGAUUAAUACAUUCUUUCGAUCGGUUUGAAAA